AUGCAGUCUCUCUCCGACCCCAAAAAGCGUCUUGCUCUCUCCAUAAUAGAUUUCUUGUCCUCAUCGCUCAAGGACGGAACCCUGACCGCCGACGAUGCAGACAAUAUCGAGAUUGCGAGCAACUGUAUUGCGGAGGCCUUCAAGGUCGACGCAUCAGAUAAAGCUGCCGUGUCAGAGGCAGUAGGUUCACAGAAUCUACUCAGCAUAUUCUCCGUGUAUGAGAAACUCAAGGGUAAAGGUGGCCCGGCAGGGGAUGCGGGCGCAACAUCGAAGGCAGCCUCAGAACCUACCGCGAUAAACCCCGAGGCCGAGAAACUUAAGAGCGCCGGAAAUGCUGCCAUGCAACAAAAAGACUAUAAGACUGCAAUUGCGAAAUACAGCGAAGCCAUCACAUUCUCGCCCACCAAUCCGAUCUACUUAUCAAAUCGUGCGGCUGCAUAUUCUGCUAGUGGUGACCAUGCAGCAGCUGUCAAGGACGCAGAGUUGGCAGUGGCAGCAGAUCCCAAAUACACAAAAGCGUGGUCAAGGUUGGGGUUGGCAAGGUUUGCUAUGGGUGAUGCAAGGGGUAGCGUUGAAGCAUACCAGAAAGGUAUCGAUUUCGAAGGUAGCGGUGGCAGUGAAGCUAUGAAGAAAGGAUUGGAGACAGCAAAGAAAGAGCUUGCCAGAAUGGAAGCGGAAGAAGACAACAUCCCCGAAGAUGACGUUGACGAUGCGCCAGGCGAUAGCCGCGGUGGAGGAGGCCCUGAUCUCGCCGGCCUAGCAAGUAUGCUAGGAGGAGGCGGAGGCAGGGGCGGGGGCGGUUUCGAUUUUGCCAGCAUAAUGAACAACCCAAUGUUUGCGUCGAUGGCCCAAAACAUUAUGCGAAAUCCGGAUGCGCUGAGCGGGCUGAUGAACAAUCCCACCGUUCAGGGUAUUAUGAACAAUCGCAGAGAAGGUGGCGGUGGCGGUGGCGUGCCAGAUAUGAGCCAGAUCCAACAAAUGAUGCAAGAUCCAGCUAUUGCAGGACUUGCUCAACAAUUCAUGGGCGGUGGUGGAGGUACUGGUGCCGGCGCUGGCAGAGGAGCAGGACAAUAG
Messenger RNA from Exophiala aquamarina CBS 119918, 1074 nucleotides. RefSeq lists its product as uncharacterized. Gene Ontology annotation, cellular component: TRC complex; membrane. The record is from RefSeq and is a predicted model, not a curated record. Lineage: Eukaryota; Fungi; Ascomycota; Eurotiomycetes; Chaetothyriales; Herpotrichiellaceae. The transcript has 2 exons. Bases 1 to 1074 code for a protein of 357 amino acids. Gene Ontology annotation, biological process: post-translational protein targeting to endoplasmic reticulum membrane. Gene Ontology annotation, molecular function: protein binding; molecular adaptor activity.